Eublepharis macularius is the source of this 2601-nucleotide messenger RNA. RefSeq names its product dipeptidyl peptidase like 6 (gene DPP6). NCBI's taxonomy places the organism in Eukaryota, Metazoa, Chordata, Lepidosauria, Squamata, Eublepharidae. The transcript has 27 exons. Gene Ontology annotation, molecular function: dipeptidyl-peptidase activity; serine-type peptidase activity. Gene Ontology annotation, biological process: proteolysis. The record is from RefSeq and is a predicted model, not a curated record. Bases 1 to 2601 code for a protein of 866 amino acids.
AUGGCUUCCUUGUACCAGCGGUUCAGCGGCAAGAUCAACACCUCCCGCUCCUUCCCCGCGGCCCCGGAGGCCAGCCACCUGCUGGGGCCCCAAUGCGCCGAGGAGGACCCGGCGGCAGCGAGCGCGGCGGCCGGCGCCGGGAAGAGCUCGCGUCCAUCGCAAGCCGACGGCUCCCGGCCCCGCUUCCAGUACCAGGCGCGGCGGAGCGACUGCGAGGAGGAGGAUGAGCUGGUGGGAAGCAACCCUCCGCAAAGAAACUGGAAAGGAAUUGCAAUUGCGUUACUUGUUAUUCUGGUUAUCUGCUCCCUGAUUGUCACUUCAGUUAUCUUGCUGACACCAGUUGAAGACAACAGCCAGUCUCAGAAGAAGAAGAUUACAGUGGAAGAUCUGUUCAGCGAAGACUUCAAAAUUCAUGAUCCACAAGCUAAAUGGAUAAGCGAUACCGAAUUCAUUUACACAAACCGGAAUGGCUCUGUGAUAUUGCAAAAUGUUGAAACAAAGAGGUCAACUGUGUUAAUAGAGAACAAAAUAAUUGUAUCCAUAAGGGCUGUUCGUUAUGAAGUAUCACCGGAUAGACAAUAUGCCCUUUUUGCAUACGAUAUCAAGCCGGAGCAUCAGCAUUCGUAUACGGCAUAUUACGUCCUCAGAAAACUGCCUUAUGGGGAGCCUCAGAAUUUGUACCCUCCUGAAGUUAGCAACACAAAACUUCAGUAUGCAGGAUGGGGACCAAAAGGACAACAACUGAUAUUUAUCUUCGAGAACAACAUCUACUACUGUGCCCAUGUGGGGAAACAAGCCAUCCGUGUGGUAUCCACUGGAAAAGACAAAGUUAUUUUCAAUGGACUCAGUGACUGGCUCUAUGCAGAGGAGAUUCUGAAGUCCCAUAUUGCACACUGGUGGUCUCCAGAUGGCACAAGGUUAGCGUAUGCAACCAUUAAUGACUCCAGAGUCCCCACGAUGGAGAUACCCACGUACACAAACGACCUUUACCCCAAAGUGAAAACAUAUCAUUAUCCAAAGGUUGGAACAGAAAAUCCAAGCAUUUCCUUGCAUGUCAUUGGUUUGAAUGGACCUCCCCAUGAUUUGGAAAUGACUCCCCCAGAUGAUCCAAGAAUGAGAGACUACUAUAUUACCAUGGUGAAAUGGGCAACUAGCACCAAAGUGGCUGUAAACUGGCUAAACCGAGCACAGAAUUUUUCCAUCCUGACCCUCUGCGACGCAACCACCGGAGUCUGCACAAAGAAACAUGAAGAUGAAAGUGAAGCCUGGCUACACAGACAGAAUGAAGAGCCUGUCUUCUCAACAGACGGCAAGAAGUUCUUCUUUGUCCGAGCGAUUCUUCAGGGAGGGCGAGGCAAAUUCUACCACAUUUCCAUGUCAUCUUCUCAGCCCAAUAGCAGCAGUGAUAACUUACAGACCAUCACAUCUGGUGACUGGGAUGUGACCGAGAUUUUGGGAUAUGAUGAAAAGAGACAUAUAAUAUAUUUUCUCAGCACAGAAGAAAAGCCAAGAAAACGACAUUUAUACAGCACCAGCCUUGGAGACUUCAACAGGCGAUGUUUGUCUUGUGAUUUGAUCAAUAACUGCACAUACUUCAGUGCAUCGUUCAGCCCCAGCAUGGACUAUUUCCUGCUGACCUGUGAAGGUCCAAGAGUUCCGAUGGUAACUGUUUACAACUUUUACAACACAACACAUGUGCAAAGUAAUUCUCCCCUUUUCGAACUUUUUGAUCUGGAAUUGAAUGAAAAAGUGCAGAAAACAGUAGCUGAAAGACAAAUGCCUCAAGUAGAAUACAUUGAUAUCAAGAUCCAUGAUUACAAAUUGCCAAUUCAGAUUUUAAAGCCGGCUGUCUUCGUGGACAUCAUGAAUUAUCCAUUACUUCUGGUGGUUGAUGGAACUCCUGGUACCCAGAGCGUGACGGAAAAGUUUGAAGUGAACUGGGAGAGUGUUAUGGUCAGCUCCCACGGCACAAUCGUGAUGAAGUUCGACGGCCGUGGGAGUGGAUUUCAAGGGACCAAACUGUUGCAUGAUGUUAAAAGGAGGCUGGGCGUUUUCGAAGAAAAGGACCAAAUGGAAGCUGUCCGUGAAAUGCUGGGGAAGUCAUUUAUUGAUAAGUCUCGAGUUGCUGUUUUUGGAAAGGACUACGGUGGCUACCUGAGUGCUUAUAUCCUCCUUUCUGGAGAAGAGAAGAAGGACCAAGUCUUCAUAUGUGGUGCAGCUCUUUCCCCACUGACAGACUUCAAGUUGUACGCGUCGGCCUUUUCGGAAAGAUACCUGGGAUUACUAGGGAUUGAUAAUAAAGCAUAUGAGAUUACCAAAUUGUCACACAGAGUGAUGUCAACGAAAGACCAGAAGUUUUUGAUCAUCCACGCAACUGCCGAUGAGAAAAUCCACUUCCAGCACACCGCUGACCUCAUUACUCACCUAAUUAAGGCAAAGGCUAAUUACAGCUUGCAGAUAUACCCCGACGAAGGCCAUUACUUCAGUCCCGUACUUGAGCAGCACUUAUACAAAUCCGUCGUUAGUUUCUUUGGGGACUGUUUCAAAGGCCAGGACAAAAUUCCAGUAGCAGCAACAAAAGAUGAUGAAGAUGAGGAUUAA